Messenger RNA from Cotesia glomerata, 894 nucleotides. RefSeq lists its product as uncharacterized. Gene Ontology annotation, molecular function: nucleic acid binding; RNA-DNA hybrid ribonuclease activity. The transcript has a single exon. Gene Ontology annotation, biological process: DNA replication, removal of RNA primer. The record is from RefSeq and is a predicted model, not a curated record. Bases 1 to 894 code for a protein of 297 amino acids. NCBI's taxonomy places the organism in Eukaryota, Metazoa, Arthropoda, Insecta, Hymenoptera, Braconidae.
AUGGAACUCAUCGACCAUGAUCGCCUAACAACAACGCCAGAGACCUUGAGAUUACUCUUUUGCGAGCUCCGUGAGAAAUGUGCACCCUGUGCCGAAUACUACACCGAUGGUUCCGUUAUCAAUGGAAAAGCGGGAUAUGCAGUAGUUUCCAACUCUAACACAAUAACGACAAGACGAGCAAGCGACGAUAACUCCAUCUUUACAUGUGAAGCAGCGGCGAUCUUACAUACACUCGAAAUAAUCAAAGAGCGACAAGAUACCGCAAAGAGCAUCAUCUUCUCUGACUCAAUGUCUUCCUUAAGGGCUAUUAAAAACCAGUUUACUACAAAUCCUAUCAUUCAAAACAUCCAUCAAGCUCUGGAUCACCUCGGAUCUCUACAAAAACUUGUAAGCUUCGUUUGGACCCCAGCUCAUGUAGGAAUUCCGGGAAACGAACUGGCGGACGAGGCGGCCAAGGCCGCGACAUCUGAAGAUUGUCCAUCGACUACACCUCUGACUCUUACGGAAGCCUACAAACUGAUCCACAACACAAUUAAAAACCAUUGGAACACAAUCUGGCUACAAUCAAAAAGUAAACUCCAUGACUUUCGGAGAAACAUCUUUGAGACAGCUCCAAUAUCCGGCAGAUGGGAGCAGCGAGUUCUAACACGAAUUCGUAUAGGCCAUACGCACCUCAGCCAUUCUCACCUCUUUUCAAAAGAGCCCCACACCAUCUGCCAAAGAUGCAAUGCCCCAUUUACCGUCAAACAUCUAAUGAUCGAGUGCAACCAAUACGAACAAGACAGAAUACGAGCCGGUCUACCGAACGAGCUCACAGGAACUUUAAUGGACCAAAAUGGAUGUAAGAAAGUUAUCUCUUUCCUCAAGAAUAUAUCUUUGUUCCAAUUAAUGUAA